ACACUAAUUCACACUUACUGGCAAACAACUGCACUAGUCUGAAAAAAGCACAGCCCUUAAAUCUCAUUUUCCUUUUUUCUCCCAUUUUUUCCCAGAAAGAAAAUAAAGAAACCUCUCAGACAAAGGAAAAGGAAGACAUAAACCAGCUGGGUUACCUUGUCUUUCUCUCCGUCACCAAAAGAAGCAUAUAAUAAAGUGGCAGAGAAACAAAGAAAGAAUAAUAUCAGCAAAAAGGCCAUUGCUCUGGUGGUGAGCUGAAAGCUCAAAUUUGCUAGGUUUUUGUGUAUGGGGUUGAGGCUUGUAAUGUGGAAUGUGCUAGUGCUCCUGGUGGUGUUGUGUUCAUGGGUUGGUUCUGCAAAAGCCUCUGUGUCUUAUGACUCUAAGGCUAUUGUCAUUAAUGGGCAGAGGAGGAUCCUCAUUUCUGGAUCUAUUCACUACCCAAGAAGCACCCCUGAGAUGUGGCCAGAUCUUAUUCAGAAAGCCAAGGAAGGAGGUUUGGAUGUGAUUCAGACUUAUGUUUUCUGGAAUGGGCAUGAACCUUCACCUGGCAAAUAUUAUUUUGAAGACAACUAUGAUCUGGUCAAGUUUAUCAAGCUGAUUCAGCAGGCAGGCUUGUAUGUUCAUCUCAGGAUUGGUCCUUAUGUUUGUGCUGAAUGGAACUUCGGGGGAUUUCCUGUAUGGCUCAAGUACAUUCCUGGUAUCCAAUUCAGAACAGAUAAUGGGCCUUUUAAGGCUCAAAUGCAAAGGUUCACAACAAAGAUUGUAAAUAUGAUGAAAGCAGAAAGGUUGUUUCAGUCUCAAGGUGGUCCAAUAAUUCUAUCCCAGAUUGAAAAUGAGUAUGGACCCAUGGAGUAUGAACUUGGUGCACCGGGUAAAGUCUACACUGACUGGGCAGCUCAUAUGGCUUUGGGACUAGGCACUGGUGUCCCCUGGGUCAUGUGCAAACAAGAUGAUGCCCCUGAUCCUAUUAUUAACGCAUGCAAUGGGUUCUACUGUGACUACUUCUCUCCAAACAAGGCCUACAAACCAAAGAUGUGGACUGAAGCCUGGACUGGAUGGUAUACUGAGUUUGGGGGUGCAGUUCCUUCCCGACCAGCUGAGGAUUUAGCCUUUUCAGUUGCGAGGUUUAUACAGAAAGGUGGAUCAUUCAUUAAUUAUUAUAUGUACCACGGAGGAACAAAUUUUGGCCGAACAGCUGGUGGCCCUUUCAUUGCUACUAGUUAUGAUUACGAUGCUCCCCUUGAUGAAUAUGGAUUAUUAAGGCAACCUAAAUGGGGCCAUCUGAAAGAUCUGCAUAGAGCAAUAAAACUAUGUGAACCAGCUCUAGUUUCUGCAGAUCCCACUGUUACACCACUUGGGACUUACCAAGAGGCUCAUGUAUUCAAAUCGAAGUCUGGAGCAUGUGCUGCAUUUCUUGCAAAUUACAAUCCAAGAUCAUUUGCAAAGGUGGCAUUUGGGAACAUGCAUUACAACCUGCCUCCAUGGUCUAUUAGCAUUCUUCCUGACUGCAAGAACACAGUUUAUAACACUGCAAGGGUUGGUGCUCAAAGUGCACAGAUGAAGAUGCCCCGUGUUCCUCUGCAUGGAGCAUUCUCUUGGCAGGCUUACAAUGACGAGACUGCCACUUAUGCUGACACUUCAUUUACCACAGCCGGGUUGUUGGAGCAGAUAAAUACCACUAGAGAUUCCUCUGAUUAUCUGUGGUACCUAACAGAUGUUAAGAUUGAUCCCAAUGAGGAAUUUUUGAGAAGCGGAAAGUAUCCUGUACUGACGAUCUUAUCAGCUGGUCAUGCUUUGCGUGUUUUCAUCAAUGGUCAACUUGCAGGAACUUCAUACGGAAGUUUAGAAUUUCCAAAACUUACAUUUAGUCAAGGUGUGAAUUUGAGAGCUGGUAUCAACCAGAUUGCGCUUCUAAGCAUUGCUGUUGGCCUCCCGAAUGUUGGUCCACAUUUUGAGACUUGGAAUGCUGGUGUUCUUGGCCCCGUCAUACUAAAUGGUCUUAAUGAGGGAAGGAGGGACUUGUCAUGGCAGAAAUGGUCUUAUAAGGUUGGGCUUAAAGGAGAAGCCUUGAGUCUUCAUUCACUCAGUGGGAGUUCCUCAGUUGAGUGGAUUCAGGGGUCUUUAGUCACAAGAAGGCAGCCUCUGACAUGGUACAAAACAACUUUCAAUGCACCAGCUGGAAAUUCACCAUUGGCUCUAGAUAUGGGCAGCAUGGGAAAAGGUCAAGUAUGGGUAAAUGGCAGGAGUAUUGGACGCUACUGGCCUGCUUAUAAAGCAUCUGGUAGUUGUGGUGCCUGUAACUAUGCUGGGACAUUUCAUGAGAAGAAAUGCUUAAGUAACUGUGGGGAGGCUUCCCAGAGAUGGUAUCAUGUUCCUCGCACAUGGCUAAAUCCAACAGGCAAUUUGUUGGUUGUUUUAGAAGAGUGGGGUGGAGAUCCAAAUGGGAUAUUUUUGGUCAGAAGGGAAAUAGAUAGCAUAUGUGCUGAUAUUUAUGAGUGGCAACCAAAUCUUAUGAGUUGGCAAAUGCAAGCCUCAGGCAAGGUCAAAAAACCUGUGAGGCCUAAAGCCCAUUUGUCAUGUGGCUAUGGGCAGAAAAUAUCAUCAAUAAAGUUUGCUAGCUUUGGAACGCCAGAAGGGGUUUGUGGAAGCUUCCGUGAGGGAAGCUGUCAUGCGCACAAUUCAUAUGAUGCUUUUCAAAGGAGUUGUAUUGGGCAGAACUCAUGCUCAGUAACUGUAGCACCUGAGAAUUUCGGAGGUGAUCCAUGUCCAAAUGUCAUGAAGAAACUCUCUGUGGAGGCCAUUUGCAGCUAGUGAUUCUCAGUCUCUCAAGCAAACGAAUGAAGGUCAUAUAUUGAUUUCUUUACACACCAAUACAGCAAUCAGUUAAUUAUCCUGGGGUAUGUUUAGUACACACAAGGUCAGUGCAAUCAUUUGGUCCAUUCAAUUUUGGCUCUUCCAGGGUGAAGUUGUACAAAUAUACAACACACCACAUGGUUGAAAGCCUACAGAGUUUGAGAUGUUUGUGUAGAAGCUGUAUGUAUAUACUAUCCUCUGUUUUCAUCGGUGUGCCCUGCAUGCUACAAAAAUGGCGGAAUCAAUGUGGGGAUCGAAAGCACAUCGAGAUGAUACUAAUUGAGUCCAUGUGCAAAUGUUGUAGUUAGUAUGGAAGCAUCUGGCUUCCAAGUAAUUGAAAUAUUUCAAUUGUUAUGUAUUUGAGAAAGCAAUAGUUCCAUUGCUUUGUUCUUGUAAGAAAGUUUCCAAUGGUAAUAAUAGAAAGUUCAAUUGCUUUGUUCUUGUGAAA
Molecule: messenger RNA, 3301 nt
Organism: Prunus avium (sweet cherry)
Lineage: Eukaryota; Viridiplantae; Streptophyta; Magnoliopsida; Rosales; Rosaceae
Gene: BGAL1
Product: beta galactosidase 1
Biological process (GO): carbohydrate metabolic process
Molecular function (GO): hydrolase activity, hydrolyzing O-glycosyl compounds; carbohydrate binding
Source: RefSeq, a predicted model, not a curated record